GCGAUGUCUGAAUAGGAAAUAGGCUCCAUUCCAGCAGUCAAACCCUUAAUGAGCUGGCCGUUCCAUAAUCAUUCUAGGGAAGUCCUUCUAGCCUAAGUGGAUUGUCCUUAAUAAGUGCAUAUCAUAAGGGCGGGCAGCAAAGGUUCCUCAAUGACUGACUGCAUAGGUCCACGUACUUUACAUCAUGAUUUAUGCUGUAUAGGGUGUGAUCUCCCAGUGUUGGGUCCGAGACAGUAAGUUUUUUGUGGGUCUAUACGAAGACACUAGAAGAGGCCUUUCUUCCACUAACUCCUGACAAAUGGUUGACUAGUUAUGCUCAUCUUAAGUUAAUGAGGGUGUACGAUUAAGGUUUUGCAUCUACUGUUAAGAAGCUAUUAUCAGCUUUCUCUUAAAAACUCAAGCUUGAUUGACCAGCUAGAACUUCAAGGACCAUCUCCAGAAGGAAGUUGGAUUGGCCUUGAUUUGCCUAACAGCUGCACUUAUGUGUUUAGAACCCUUCACGCUUCCAACUGAACAGCCAAUAGGAGUUGAUAGUGCAGAAACUAAGAUGCAAGCACAAUUCAGAGCAACAGAAACAGCUAUAGACAACAUUCGACCAUUUUGGCCAGUUAUGCAAUAACUUCAUCUUAAAAGAGUGAAGCACGCGCUCCUCAUAACAUCAAUGAAAAGUUAUUAACAAAUUCAACUGUGAGCUAAGCAAUUUAGUUUAAAUUUUAUUUUUUUUGAAUAGUAAAAGAAAAAAAGACAAGAUUUGGAGAUACUAUCGAAAUGUAGCUGUUUUGAUAUCAAUAAUUGCGAGAUUUAACGUCCGUGAUCAAGCACUAAAAAACAUAAGAAGGAGAUUGGUAGUGAUUUAUUUUGUCUUCAGUUGUUGGCGUUUUCGUAACGGUAUGCAGUUCACUUGGUAAUCCACGACUUCAACUAAACAUAUAAUAUACGGCAAGGCAGGAAUCGCCAACAACACGACAAGGCGACUUGCUGAUUUUAGAGAUUUGAAAAUGGUAAAACGACGAAGGUGACUCGUUUGUCAAUCUUGCGCUACCUUAAGAUUCUAAGGCGCAUUUCGUCGAACAUCUCGCCUCAAUCGUCGCUAACAUACAUCCUCUCUUAAUAACCGCAUAUGCUUCAAUUUUAUCAAAUCUCAAUAUGACUAAUGAGCGGUAGUUCACCAAAAAGCAAAAAGAAAAAUGGUGGUGGAGAGGAAAAAACCAUGUCUUUCCCUAGCUUCAGUGUUAGCCUUUUCUCAGUUGUUAGUGAUUGUAUUGGGCGUGCCAAAACAGCUGCAUUUUGGUAAGAAUGGACAGUUCAAGAUACUGCAAGUUGCUGAUAUGCACUUCGCCGAUGGCAAGACUACGCCUUGUUUGGAUGUCUACCCUACUCAAAUGCCUACUUGCUCUGAUCUCAACACUACUGCCUUCAUUAAACGCGUGAUUCGAGCUGAGAAGCCUGAUCUAAUCGUUUUUACUGGGGAUAAUAUCUUUGGAUUUGAUGCCACAGACGCAGCAAAAUCAAUGAAUGCUGCAUUUGCACCUGCAAUAGCAUCAAACAUACCAUGGGUGGCUGUUUUAGGUAACCAUGAUCAAGAAUCUACCCUUUCAAGAGAAGGGGUUAUGAAGCAUAUUGUUGAUCUUAAGAAUACUCUUUCUCGAGUUAAUCCUGUAGAGGCGCAUGUUAUUGAUGGUUUUGGAAAUUAUAAUCUUGAGAUUGGUGGUGUUAAAGGUUCAAGAUUUGAAAAUAAAUCUGUUCUUAAUCUUUAUUUUCUUGAUAGUGGUGAUUACUCAACUGUUCCAUCAAUCCCUGGAUAUGGUUGGAUUAAACCCUCUCAGGAGUUCUGGUUUCAACGCACUUCUCAAAGGCUUCGGAGAGCAUACAUGAGCAAACCUGAGGCUCAAAAAGGACCGGCACCUGGGCUUGUGUACUUCCACAUCCCAUUGCCUGAAUUUGCAAGCUUUGAUUCUUCAAACUUCACAGGGGUGAAACAAGAAAGGAUUAGCUCCCCUUCUGUAAACUCGGGCUUCUUCACAGCUAUGGUGGAGACUGGGGAUGUGAAGGCUGUCUUCACAGGACAUGAUCAUUUGAAUGACUUUUGCGGUCAGUUAAAUGGUAUUCAACUUUGUUAUGGUGGGGGUUUUGGAUAUCAUGCCUAUGGGAAGGCUGGAUGGUCAAGGAGGGCUAGGGUCGUGAUUGCAUCUUUGGAGAAAUCUCAACAGGGAGAGUGGGGUGCUGUCAAGUCUAUCAAAACAUGGAAACGCCUUGAUGAUCAUAAUUUUACUGCUAUAGAUGGUCUAGCCCUCUGGAGCAAGGGCCCUGCAGGAGCUCGUAGAAGGAAACAAAUUGGCCGUAAUUGAGUAGUAGCACAUGAGACAGUUUACCACAUCGAUAGCCAACAACUUGACUAAAGGAGAUAUGUUCUGAAUCUUGUUAGUCAGGAAUGUUUUGCACAUUGUAACAUCUUUAGUAGACUGAGGUAUAUGUAUCCUUGAAGUGUCAAAACAAGGAAAGUGAUUUUUGAGAAUCAAUAGGUAAUAAUCUUUAUGGAAAGACCAAAGAUUUGAUUAAUAAAAUGUUAUGGCUUGUGGGUGUA
Molecule: messenger RNA, 2584 nt
Organism: Ricinus communis (castor bean)
Lineage: Eukaryota; Viridiplantae; Streptophyta; Magnoliopsida; Malpighiales; Euphorbiaceae
Product: probable inactive purple acid phosphatase 29
Exons: 5
Coding region: 1188-2348 (386 amino acids)
Cellular component (GO): cytoplasm
Molecular function (GO): hydrolase activity, acting on ester bonds
Source: RefSeq, a predicted model, not a curated record